CACGUUACGCGCGCGCACAUCGAAGCUCUAUAUAAUAGUACAACACUCCAAUCGAUCCCUUUGUAGUAAAUUAAGUUACUCACUCACUCACUCAUCUAAGUAGCAGGCUCGCUACACUACACAGAAAGCAUCCAUCUAGUUAAUUAUGGACAACAACAACAACAACAACAAUGUCAAUAGUAAUAGUGAAGAGAUCCCAUCAGCACCCUCCACCCCAGCCACCCCAGGGACUCCAGGCGCCCCCCUCAUCGCCGGCUUCAACCACGGUCAUCACAGGCUUGGUCGGAAGCCGGCGUCACUGCUGAGGAACUGCAGCUGCUUCGCCGUCGAGGAAUGGGCCAUGGAGGAAGGCGUCGCCGGCCGCUUCCCUCCGGCCGUCUCUUGCUCUUUCUCCUUCCCCCGCCCUCCGCCCGUUUCCCUCGCCCGCAAGGUGGGAGCUGAAUUCAUAGGAACCCUGAUCCUGAUCUUCGCCGGGACCGCGGCGGCGAUCGUGAACGAGAAAACGCAAGGGUCGGAGUCGCUGCUGGGGCUGGCGGGUUCGUCGGGACUCGCGGUGAUGAUCGUGAUAUUGUCGACGGGACACAUCUCCGGGGCCCACCUCAACCCGGCGGUCACCAUUGCCUUCGCUGCCCUCAAACACUUCCCCUGGAAACACGUACGCACGAACGAGCGCGCGCGCGUGCCGGUGUACAUUGGAGCGCAAGUGGCGGCGUCGGUGGUUGCCGGGUACGGGCUGAAGGCGGUGUUUCAGCCGGUGAUGGGAGGAGGGGUGACGGUGCCGGCGGCCUCCGUGGGCUACGCACAAGCUUUCGCGUUGGAGUUCAUCAUCAGCUUCAACCUCAUGUUUGUCGUCACCGCCGUCGCCACCGACACCCGAGCUGUAGGGGAGCUAGCCGGAGUUGCAGUAGGGGCUACUGUAAUGCUCAACAUUCUCAUUGCUGGGAACACAACCGGUGGUUCGAUGAAUCCGGUGAGAACUUUGGGGCCUGCGGUAGCUGUGAACAACUACAAAGCGAUAUGGAUCUACCUCACUGCCCCCAUACUCGGGGCACUAUGUGGAGCCGGGACUUACGUAGCUGUUAAGCUUCCUGAUCAGGAGGAGGAUGGAGAUACUCAUGAGAAGCCAGCAACAUCAAGGAGCUUCAGGAGGUGAUACCGACGAAUUGGUUGAUGAUCAGUGGUAUUAUCCAAACGAAAAAAUAAACCAGCAUCUGAAAAUACAAAGAGAGUGUAAUUCAUGUACUUCUUCUUGAGUUUAACUGGCAAUAAUGCAUAGAUAGGCUAAGGAGAUGCUGCAAUAGUUGUUCCCUGUUUGUACAAUGAAUAAUUCUUUAUGCAUUGUGUAUAGUUAUGUUGGACGAAGAUCCACCGGCGAAUUCGAUGUUUCUGCAUUCAAUAGCCUAGACAGACAGCAAAUUCAGACCUAUUGCAAGUCUUCAAUCACCUCUUUAACAAACACAAGCAAGCACAAGUGGUGCAGCAAAUACUAAACCUCAAUAUGUAUCUUUAGGAAUUCAUCUGACACUUCACAAACUGCUUCAGAAUCACAGAACGGGAUCAGCCAUUUAGCAAAAAUAACCAAGCAGAGUUUCUGCUAUGAGCACUACAUUUGACAGCAGGUAACUUGACAAUCAUAUUCAACAGAAGAAUCAGAGAGCUAACCCCGGGAAAACACCUCUACAAAGUUGGGCCAGAAUCACUGAAGACUCACUCACCUCCCCUGUUACGGGAGAUUGUUCGAAAAAGGUGAAAGAUUGAUUACACCAAAGGAUUUAGCUGCUGAUAGUGUCAAAUGCAGUUCAUUGCUUGCUUCAUUCGAACUCCUAAAACAAUUGCUAUGGAAAUUGUGUUUGACCAAACAAGAAACCCUAUCCUAUAUCAGCUCCAUGAUCUGAAUACUCACUAGUACAGUGGGAACUGAGAGAGAACUGACCUUACCGUAUCAUCUUGCUGCUGCAAUUUCACUGCUCAAGAUCCAGAACUCAGAACUCCCAUUUUCUGUUGAAAACAAAAAAAAAGGCAGAAACUUUCUCCUCCACACUACAAAGUACAAACUACACUCCAGCAACUAAUUGCUUCUGAUUCUGGAGAACCGAGCGCCACAUCUCUCAAGCUGGGAGAAGUCGGGACUAAACAGGGAGAGCUCGCCGGGUCGAACCCGAAGGGGGAUCUGAUCCUACUGAGCUUCUGCAGAUCGAGAGAGCGAAGGCGGCGACUAACACGCCAAUUAGAUCGGCAACAGCGUCCUUGGCGGAGGCACCGGCGGAAGGGAAGAUUCCGAGGUGGUCGGCAGCCUCUUUGGCGGCGCCAGCCAGGAGGGAAAGGAUGGAACCGACCCAAAUCGAGUGGCGGCGCAGAAACGAGUAGGGAGUUACGGAGGCGAGUUUGGAGAAGAAGAGGGUGAGGAAUAGACAGAAGAGGAAAUGGUAGAGUUUGUCCCUGGCGAGCCAAGGAUCUUCAUCGGACAUUGACUGACGGACUCACUCGGCUCCUGUCUAUCACUUGCUAGCUACUGCCUCCUGGCCUCCGGCGAGUGGGUCGUUGGUUCAAUGGGAACAGGGGAGGCUUGGCUCUUUGGCUGUUGAGACGAUUU
Molecule: messenger RNA, 2593 nt
Organism: Linum tenue
Lineage: Eukaryota; Viridiplantae; Streptophyta; Magnoliopsida; Malpighiales; Linaceae
Source: the annotation of a GenBank genome assembly